AGCUGUGUGAAAACCAAACAAAUGAGCAGAGAACUAAUGACAAGGUGAUGAGUGGGACAGACAUGUGACCUAGCAUUCAUAGCUGUUUCCACUGUUCUUAUCUCUCUCAUUCCAAAACACAUCCAACAUGUCAUAAAUGCUUCAUUUCAAAUGACUAAAGUAUUUUUAGGUGCUCUACGAUAGCUCUUUUGCACUAACUUUGCUCAAACAACAAAUGAAUGACGUGCAAUGACUUUUGCACACUACUAUAAAUGGCCAGUCUAAAAGUUGAGAAAAAAAACCAUCACUUUUUAUGAACUUGGUGUCAGGGUGAUAAGAUUGAUUUGUGAGCAAAUUGUCUUUGGCGCGGUGUUCCCAGCUCAUCAAUUCAAAAUAAAGGCGUGUUGAGGGCACACAGGGGAGGCUUUAAAUUGGGAGCCAAGUGCCUUUUUUUCUUCAGCUUCCUCAUCUCUUUGGCAGGUCAAGGUGUGUUGUAAAAUCUUCAAUGUUUGCUAGCUACCUCCGGGUCUUACAGGCAUGACUGUGUCCUAUACGCUUGAGGUGGCCAAUGUGAGAUUUGGCGGAUUCUCCAAGCUCUUGUUCAGGUGGAAGGGCAGCAUCUACAAGCUGCUCUACAAGGAGUUUCUCCUCUUCUGCGGAGUCUACCUAUUUUUCAGUGUGCUCUACAGAUUAAUGCUCACACCCAAGCAGCAGGAUGUGUUUGAGCGUAUCGCCCUUUACUGUGACCAGUUCACCAACACCAACUUUAUCCCGGUUCUCUUUGUGCUCGGCUUCUACGUAACGUUGGCGUUCAAUCGUUGGUGGGGUCAAUACACCAGCUUCCCGCUGCCCGACAACCUGAUGAUGGUGGUCUCCGGGAACGUCCACGGAGCCGACGAGAGGGGCCGCAUGUUGCGGCGCACUCUCAUGCGAUAUGCCAACCUGGCGUCAGUACUGAUCCUGCGCUCUGUCAGCACCAGAGUGCGCAAGCGCUUCCCCACGCUGGAGCACGUGGUGGAGGCCGGCUUUAUGACAUCACACGAGCUGAAGAUUUUGGAGUCGCUGCAUUCGGACUUCAACAAGUAUUGGAUGCCGCUCACCUGGUUCGCCAAUCUAGCAUCCAGAGCGAGAGAGGAGACCCGCGUGAGGGACGACAUUGCUUUGAGACUCCUCAUGGAUGAGCUGAAUAACUACAGGGCCAAAUGCAGUCUCUUGUUCCAUUAUGACUGGAUCAGCAUCCCUCUGGUCUACACUCAGGUGGUGACGUUGGCCGUUUACUCCUUCUUCGCUUUGUGCGUCGUCGGCCGUCAGUUCCUGAGCCCGGAAAAAGGCUACAAGGACCACAAGCUGGACCUGUACGUGCCCGUCUUCACGCUGCUGCAGUUCUUCUUCUAUGCCGGAUGGCUCAAAGUGGGAGAGCUGAUCAUCAACCCGUUUGGAGAGGAUGACGACGACUUUGAGACCAACCAGCUGAUUGACAGAAACAUUCAGGUGUCAAUGCUGGCUGUGGAUGACAUGUACCAGAACCUUGCACCCCUGGAGAAAGACAAGCACUGGGCCCAACAACAUUUUUCCAUCCCUUACACUGUGUCCACUGCAGCAGAUGGCCUCAGACCAGCUUUCAAAGGCUCCACCUUUGAUAUGAGGAUGAGCUUGGAGGAUCUCGAGCUGGAACGACCUACUGAUACGUUCCCUCUGCAAGGCUCCUCACUGGACAAUCGCAAAGACGGCCUCCUGAAGGGCUGCAGCCUCCCGUCGCUACUCAAUGUGCCGACACAUCAGUUUAUGGAGGACGUCAACGAGGAUGAGAUCCCGCUUGCGGAAGAAAUGAUCAAAGUCGAAACUAACUAGGACAUGAUCUGUCUGGACAGCCUCCCUCAAAAAAUGCUCAACAUGGCUUCCACUUUGUUAAUAUUUGAUUCAUUGUGCCAGCAUGGUCACCUUUUGCUGUUCCCUCUUAAAUUGAAUCCAAUUGGCACCAGUUUGGAGUGAUACGCAAUUGACAGGUUAAGAUCAAGUAACUGCCGACAGGGGGCGCCGUAGUGAGUCAGCUAAUAUUUGCAGUAAUGAAAGCAGAGUUCAUCAAAACACAUUUAAUUGAAUAACAUUCAGAUGAGACAUCAUAGUCACACGUUUCGAUUUGAAUACUCUAGCCUCCUAAUAAAACUGUCCAAAUGAUGAAUCUUAGUCACCUCUGGGGGAGGGAGGGAGAGAGGGAGGGAAGGAGGGAGGGAGGGACAGUCUUCGCUCAUCAUCAUGAGUCCAAAUCACUACAAAGGAGAAGCAAAUAUUUAAGCAAAGUGAAGCGCGCCUGACAUUUGCAUUUAAGGAGAAUGGUAGCAAUGUUCCAGGACUUUAGUCAGGUUCUAUAAACUGGAUUGUAAAGAAACCUGUGCCAGUCCUGAUAUUUUCUUCCCCAAUAUAAAGUCACAGCAGAGAGGGUUGUCCCUGGCAUGGCAAAGCACAUUUGGGGAUUUACAUGUGCAAUUUAAAAGAAAAAGAAAGAAAGAAAGAAUAUA
This is a messenger RNA of Syngnathus acus (greater pipefish), 2498 nucleotides long. It is a transcript of the gene best4, whose product is annotated as bestrophin 4. The transcript has 8 exons. The record is from RefSeq and is a predicted model, not a curated record. Gene Ontology annotation, molecular function: chloride channel activity. NCBI's taxonomy places the organism in Eukaryota, Metazoa, Chordata, Actinopteri, Syngnathiformes, Syngnathidae. The coding region runs from base 517 to 1830 and encodes 437 amino acids.